GCACCUGCGGCCUCAUCAGGAAGGCGAUGGCACUUCGAGUGCUUCGCCAGCACAAGGGUCUGGGAUGGAGGCUUGUCAGGGCAGGACCAAGGUACCUCUCCUCUGACAAGCCUCGGCACCUGGAUCAACUUCGACCUGGGACCAUUUCUGCGCAGAUCCCCUUCGGAGACGACAAACAGUACAAUUCAGUUGUUCCAGCCAUUUAUCCGUCUUCUACUUUCGUUAGAGAUCAGAAUGGAACCAACAUUGCAGGCAAGAUCUAUGCUCGGGAUGACAACCCAACAGUGCUUGCAGCUGAAGGCACCAUCAGAGAGCUGGAGUUCGGCGCAGAUGCUCUCUUGUUCUCAUCUGGAAUGUCGGCAGCCACCGCAGUCUUCAAGAUACUUCGGCCUGGUGACCAUGUCAUUGUUCCACGAGUUAUGUACUGGGCGUUGAGGGGAUGGAUCAUGGAUUUCGCGAAAAGAUGGAAGAUCGAGGUGAAAGCUCUGGACUUUGGAGAACCCUUCGACAAGAACAAACUCCGCUCGGCCUUGUCCACUCGGCCAAAGUUGGUCUGGCUCGAAACGCCAGCCAAUCCGACCUGGUCGGUCUCGGACAUAUCCGAGAUCUCAAGCAUGGCACACGACAUUGGUGCAUUCUGCGUUGUGGACAGCACUGCUGCGACGCCAGUGCUCAGCCAGCCUCUAAAUUUGGGAGCCGACAUUGUGAUGCACUCGGCAACGAAAUACCUGAACGGACACAGCGACGUGCUGGCGGGGG
This is a messenger RNA of Guillardia theta CCMP2712, 759 nucleotides long. RefSeq lists its product as hypothetical. Gene Ontology annotation, molecular function: cystathionine gamma-lyase activity; pyridoxal phosphate binding. The record is from RefSeq and is a predicted model, not a curated record. Gene Ontology annotation, biological process: transsulfuration. Lineage: Eukaryota; Cryptophyceae; Pyrenomonadales; Geminigeraceae. The transcript is spliced from 6 exons. The annotation marks the transcript as partial. Gene Ontology annotation, cellular component: cytoplasm.